Messenger RNA from Oncorhynchus nerka (sockeye salmon), 4204 nucleotides. Its product is annotated as meiosis-specific coiled-coil domain-containing protein MEIOC-like. The record is from RefSeq and is a predicted model, not a curated record. The transcript has 8 exons. Lineage: Eukaryota; Metazoa; Chordata; Actinopteri; Salmoniformes; Salmonidae. Gene Ontology annotation, cellular component: nucleus; cytoplasm. The coding region runs from base 269 to 2962 and encodes 897 amino acids. Gene Ontology annotation, biological process: meiotic cell cycle; female meiosis I; male meiosis I.
AGACAGUUAGUGAUAAAAGAAGAGCAUUUUAUUCGCGGGGGUUGUUAUGAAGGUCUUGCUCGUGACGCUACUUUACAAAAGCGAGAAGAGCAACUGGCAAGCUCGAGAUCAAUACUUCUGUAGCUAGCCGCAAUGUACUAGCGAUUUCUCCUGUCAUUGUUUAAAGUCCGUUUGAUUUAAUUCAUUUUUUUUUUAAAGUUAUACUUUUAAAUCGUGAACAUUUCAGCUGGGGAAAUUCCCUACAGAAACGUUGUUUACAAGUGAAUUUAUGGAGUUGAAUAAUGCAGUGAAGAAUAGAAUAAGUUCAAGAGGAGUGAGAAUGGCGUUUGAUCGAUUCCAGAGUGCAUCAUCAGGUUCAGACUCAUUCUUUUCCUCAAAUAAGCAUCAGACCUGUGGAACUGCGGACAAUGAAAGACUCUUGCAGCCGUACAUCCCCUUACCCGAAUUCUCAUUGUCAGAAGAACCUCCCAUGUCCUACACACCCUGGUCUGCACAGGAUGAUCCAUACCAACUCAUUAAUUGCACCCAGAACAAUGUUCAAAGCAGGAAUCUCCCCGAUGGAAAUGACUGUGGAAGUGAAGCUGAUCUCUAUGGGCUGGUGUCAAAUAUCUUGGAGGAGGCUGAUCAAAUGGACAGUUACUAUACUGAAGAGACAUUAUCCCAACUGAAAUCUGUCUGGUCUCCCAAGUCAAUGAGCGACGAUUGCCAGCAGUACUUCCAAUCAGAGUCCAAAGUGCAGUCCAACUUUCUGCCGAACCAUGUUUACCCUGAGUCUUUCAGUAAAACACAAGGGCAGCCAAUGAACAGAGGUUCCGAAGAGUUCUACCAGCGUUUCAAUGGCUUUGAUACCAGUGACCAGCAGUGGCUCCUCUCUUCCUGCAAUGGAGGCAUGGACACUAGAUACUCUCUACAGACCCAAGAGCUGCCGAAGCCGCCGGGGCUACCACUGCCCAAUGUGGGGAACGCCUACCGUUCAAACACGAGGCCGAGUAAACACGAGUACAACACAGCUGAGAAGGUUGGAGGGUUCUGUGGGUCUGGGAACGCUCUUUCUGACCACAUGGAUGCUUUUGCACCCUCCUUCUGCCCCCAGAGCAAGAUUAAUAGCCAGUGCUUUGACCACUACUAUGAAGAGUUCCCAGGCCAGAUCAGCGCCAAGCCCAGAAGGACCAAGCAGUACACCAUGCAAGAGGUCAACAAGCUGGCCAGCAACAUCCAGACUCUGAUGGUGGGUGAGCAGGACAACGCAUGUGGUAGGGAGCCCCAGAAACGGCAGAGUGUGCAGAUGCAGUAUGACAACAUCAUGGCCGAACAGAGGAACUUCUCCAACACCAGGAUGCCUGGGCAAAGCACUCAAGCCAUGCAGUUUAAGAAGGAACUAGGAGGGGAGUAUGGAGCCAUGCAGAGGGAGACUGAUGGAGGAAUGAAGAGCAAAGAGCUGCUACAGAGUGACUUUGAUUCCAAAGACUUAUCUGGAUUUGGUCCACAACACCUUGAGUAUUUCCAAAAAACAAAAUCACUCUCAGCGUCUUUCAAUCCUACAAUUUCUCACCAAAACAAGAUGGCUGUCCAGAAAGGAAGCAAUCCCCUCUCUACGGGCCUGAGUCUGAACCAGUACCAUUAUAGCCAGCAGAACCCGUUGCAGAACAAACUCCAGCAGCAGCAUCAGCAGCCAGUGGGAAACUGUUUUUCCUCUCGGCCGUCCAAGAUGCUGUCCCACUCUGUGUCUGAGUUUGUACCUCAGCACUCCCACCAGAUGCAGAGAGGACCACCACCGUGCAUCCAGGACUACAGUCAGGGGGACGGGCCCAGCCUCCACAGCAGCAGGGCAGGACAGAACCAGGUCAGGAUGGGCAUGGGCGGGCUGAGGAGGGGAGCCAGCGACAGUGACUUUGAGAUGCAGCUGGACAAGAGCAGGAUGCACAUGGCUGGGCUGGUGGCUGAUGGCUGCUCGCCCACUCAGUGCUUGGAUGGGAAGACAAGGCCCCAGACCAGCACUCACAUGACAGGAGACGGGGACAAGAAGCAGGGGCUCCUGCAGAACCCUUACCUCGACCUACUCGGCAGCAUGUAUGGCUCUCAGAGAUUCGGUGGAGGAAACGGCACAGUCAACGCAGGGAAGAACCCAACCUUUCUGCCUUGCAUGUAUCAGGCUGUUAAUGACCCCAGACAGAACUCCUGCCACAUGUCUUUGAACUCUGCCAGCAUCAACUCCAGAUCCUCCUUCCCCUACGGCGGUUCCAUCCCCCCCAUGGACCUGUGUGACCUGCUGCCAGACGGGGAGUUUGCAGCUUUCAACCCUUACCUCAAUGACAUGAUGGGCUCCAGUGGAGAGAACCCCUACCCAGGGAUGAUGGGAGGCCUCCGCUCCCCGAGGAUAAUGAGGAACCGUGGAGGACCCAUGAGCCAGCUCCACUUCCACCUGGAGGAGUGCUAUGAGCAGUGGAGAGUCCUGGAGAAGGAGAGAAAGAAGACAGAGGACGUCCUUACCAUGAGUUAUCCUGGAAAGCGGAUUUCUGUGGUGACCACCAAUGCCCUCCCCAAAAUCCCACCUAACCCUUCCAGAGUGGACCGUCUCAUCGUGGAUCAGAUCCGAGAACAAGCCAAGGUGGUGAGCCUUCUGGGUAAAAUGGAGCGUCUGCGUAGCUUCCCCCUCCAUGCCAAUAUUUGUUCAGCGCUGGACAGACACCUCGAGGCUAUUUACAUUACCCAGGCCAGACGCAAGGAGGAAUUUGUCAACACUUCAAACCGUCAGAGACAGGCCAGCACACAUUUCAGAGAGGACAGAGAUAUACUGCUACUUGCUACAGCACUGAGGGGUCUGUGUUUGACCACAAGGAAGUCCCGCACUGCCCUGUGGUGUGCCCUACAGAUGACCCUACCCAAGUCCAACACGGACAAGCUGGAUGAGCAGAGCACCUCUGAGGAGACCAGCCCAGGGAGAACACUUAUCCAGUUCUGAUGCCACUGAGCCACCCUAUGGUUCACAUGUGACACUCACGUUCAUGCUAUAGAUGUGGCUGAGAGCAAGACCAGUGAGGAGCAUUAGGCCAGAUGAAAUUUUGAUCACAUCAUUAGACAGAACAAAAGGAAUUCUUGUAUGUAGGCUCAGUUUGAGCAAAUAGAGGAAAUUAAUAAUUUUUUGGAGAUUAUCAGUCUUAUUUAAAAUCUAUCCUAAAGCAGGUGGUUCAGAGCAAUGUAAUGAGAUAACCAGGGGUGCAUUUAUUUUAAAUGGCAGUACAAUUCUAUUAUGCUGUUAAAUUGAGAAUCCCCAUAAUCCCUUCAGCCCCAGUAAUUCCCUGUUAACGAGCUUCUAUUAGGAACAUGAGAGAGAGCAGAGCCUGAUCAGAUAUGUUGGUGGUGAUAACUGUAGAAUAUACAGUAUUACAUUCAUCAGUAUUGUCAACUACCUUAGAGCUAGGGUCCUUGCAGUCAUUGCAAGGAAAAUGAGUUUAAUUGACCUUAGUGGCCACAAAUGUACAAUUUGAUUGAUAGUUGCUCUUGGGCUAGGGGAAUUCAUAAUAUGAAAUGUGUUAAGGCUUAAUUUAUCUUCAAAAUCACCACAUUUUGUGAUUAGGGUCAUCGAAAAUAAUGGGAAUCUUGGAAAGGCCGAAUAUUAUUUAAAGACACUAUUUAUAAUUAUUAAAACAUGGCAGUCAUUUGAAUGUUUUCCUGAUUGUUUUACUUAUUUAUUUGAAUGUGAUUUGACAUUCAGUUCUCUAAUAUGCUUCUUAACAACCAAUAAUUGUGGAUAAGUGAUCAUUGCCUCUUAAGUUGAGUGGAUAUUGCAAUGGGAACCACUUUUCUGUCAUAUUCCAUGUUAACAUACCAAUCAAUCGUCAACUUGAAGCAUUGUGUUUCCUCGGUUUACCUGAAAAGCAACAUAGUCAGUGUAUUGUUUUUACUUACUCUCAGUAGGUUAGAAAUUUGGACUGGUCAUGCAUUGAUGUUAAUUAAAUCUUAUGUUAUUCUUAUUUUGAAUUUAGUUCUCUGAAUGUUAAUCAAGCUGCAUUAAAGCUCAUUUCAAAACAUAAGAAUUAAGUUUGAUGGACACAUACUAUCAAUGACAUAAUACACACUCGUAAGACAGGUGGCAAACAUGUUCAAACCCCUGUAUUUUUAAUGUUCCUGUUUGAAAUGGUAUGUUUCACGAUAAUUGUUUGUUUUAUUAAUUCAAAAAACAAUAAAGCUCUUUAAAAUGGCA